UAAGCAGAAGCAAUGCAGACACGAAAAGGAACCAGCUCUAUUCUCUCUCCUUUUCCGUUCCCUCUCUAUCUUCGCAUACAGUAUUCGAGAAUUCAUACACCAUGGGAAGCAUCGCUACGCAAUCAUGGCUUCAAAAGCUCGAGGAGCAACUGAACGUAGAUGUCGACUGGAUGGACCCGGCCUUCUCCAUUCGCAUGAAAAACGAAUUCGGUGUCACUCCCAAUGACAUGACGAGCAACAACUUAUGGGUCAACAUUCAGAUGUCGCACCCGGACAACAAAGAUCUGUUCGACAACACAGUGCGGGAGUUGAAAGACGAGGGCUGGCUUGCCAUUUACACCCGCAUCGCCGUUGGCCUGUGCAAGCGCAACAUCGACAACAUAAAAGGCCGUGUUGCUCUCCAGGUUAAUCCGCACAAAGCCUACGACACACAGGCUGUUCUGGACCAUGCUCGAGCAUACGCCCGUGAGUUCGAAAGAGCCGGAAUUCCUAAGACGAAGUAUUUUAUCAAGAUACCUUCAACUGGUCCAGCACUGAAUGCGGCACCAAAACUCGAAGCCGAGGGGAUCCGCACACUAGGCACCGCCCUGUUCAGUUUGGCACAGGCUAUUGCGUGCAGUCAGGCAGGCAUGUUGUACAUUAGCCCGUACUUCAACGAGACCCGAGCCCACGAUGAUCUCAGUUUGUGGCCAGAUGUCGAGGACCCGGCCACUCAACAUACCAAUUCGGCCAGAGUGUGGCAAAUUUUAGAGACGUACAGACAGCUGUACAAAGAGACUGGAAAAGAGCAGCCUCUGCUCAAGAAUGCCAGUUUCAUCACCCCCAAGGAAGCCAUGGCUGCCGGUGAAAUGGGCUGCCACUCCGCAACAAUCUCUCAUACGGUCAUUGAGCAGCUUGCCAAACUCCCAUACGAUGGCACGGCGCAACCUGGAGAGGGAGUCCCGAAACCGCAACACGUGUACAAGACCCCAGGACCGACACCUGAGCGUCUGAAGAAAUUGAUGACAAUUGACCCACUCGCUUCCGCCAAAUGGGACGGCAAGCUUGCUAGCACCAAAGUAGACUACCUCGCCAACAACGGUGCGGCAUUGGAGGAGGCCAUCAAGAAUGAUCCAGUAUCGGUUGCGCGUCUAGAUGAUGCAUUGAGGCUAUUCCAGGGUGGUAUUGAUGAGAGUCAGGCCAAGAUUGAGAAGGCAUUGAAGGAGCUAUAG
Periconia digitata is the source of this 1211-nucleotide messenger RNA. The record is from the annotation of a GenBank genome assembly. Lineage: Eukaryota; Fungi; Ascomycota; Dothideomycetes; Pleosporales; Periconiaceae.